Fundulus heteroclitus (mummichog) is the source of this 1618-nucleotide messenger RNA. It is a transcript of the gene mrps31, whose product is annotated as mitochondrial ribosomal protein S31. The coding region runs from base 98 to 1360 and encodes 420 amino acids. Gene Ontology annotation, molecular function: structural constituent of ribosome. The record is from RefSeq and is a predicted model, not a curated record. NCBI's taxonomy places the organism in Eukaryota, Metazoa, Chordata, Actinopteri, Cyprinodontiformes, Fundulidae. The transcript is spliced from 8 exons. Gene Ontology annotation, cellular component: mitochondrial small ribosomal subunit.
CGGAACCUUUGUUAUUACUAUGUGUUUCGGGGAUCGUUAAAGUGUAGCUACGGAGGAGGACGUUUUGGAGCGUGGAAGGACAUUGCAAGAAACAAACAUGUACAGAUUUUUAUCCCGGACUGUUUGUGCGGCACGAAACCACUCGCUUUGUGUCUCCGAGUGUUGUGUGUUUCCGGCUAAAUACGACAGCGUUUCAAGGGCAUUCCCCGGAGUCGGAGCAAACACUCUUAGCACAUGUACAGUCAGACGGUGCGAAAAGAAAGACGACGCCAUCCCCGCACAUCAAGACGAGGCAACAAAUGUAGACCCCCAGACAAAGUUUACCCAACCGCAGGAGGAGCCAGCGGAGGCGAAGGCAAACGUUGGAGGUAGCACACAACAUCAGACAGACGUUAAAGCGGAACAGGUCAAGUCUGAUGGAGCGAAGAGAGGGAAAGAGAGUCUUUUGGACCUCCUUGGAGCCAUGAAGGUUGAAGUUACCAGCAAAAGAAAGCUCAAAGACCUGAAGAAGCAGCAACGCUUUGAAUCGGCGACACAGUAUAAAUCCAGUCCAGCAGCUAUGGAGAGCACGAUCAGUAUGUUUCAAAGGGCGACAGUGGAGGCUUCAGCACAGGGUGACUCACUGGAUCCCAAGCUGGUCGCUGCAGCAUCCGCCGCCGCCGCCACCCUGCCUAAUCGCAGCCGGGCAGAGUCGGAGCUGCUGACACAGCUGAAGCAGCGCAAAGCUCUCUCCGAAGCUCAGAGAAACGCCAACAGUCUUGGGCUUCUCAUAUCUGACAUGAAAAUCGGAAAGACUUCUAGUCGGCAGAACGCUUGGCCUGCUGAUCAGAUCCGGUUUGACGAUGACGGACAAGGAUACGUACACGAUCGGGGAAUUACCAGUGAGCUGGCCAAUGUCCGCAAAAGGAGGAGUAUUUACCCAGAGAAAAGACUUAAUAUCUUCCCCCCCACUCCUGAUGAACCACGAGGUGAACCAGCACUUGCUAAGCCAACCCUGUGGGACAUGGAUUUCGCCAAUCAGUUAUUGCUGUCAACCAACCAAAUGCCACGCAAUGGGUUUGAGGAAAUGAUCCAAUGGACCAAAGAGGGAAAACUGUGGCAGUAUCCAAUUAACAAUGAAAUUGGCCUUGAGGAUGAAGCCAGUGUCCCGUUCCAUGAGCACGUCUUCUUAGGGAAACACCUGGAGGAGGGCUUCCCCCGUCAGGGACCAGUGCGUCACUUCAUGGAGCUGGUGGUGGCUGGUCUGUCGAGAAACCCCUACUUGACCGUUCAGCAGAAGAAGGAGCACAUUUCCUGGUUUAGGGACUACUUUCACCAAAAGGAAGAAGUUCUUAAUGAAGCUGAUGUGUACCUAAACUAAACCUGAAAGUGUUUUUUAAUAUAUAUAUAUAUAUAUAUUUGCUGGAUGUAAACACAGGACAUAUUCUUUCAGCAGGGCUUUACUGUCUUGAUCGCCCUUCCACAUGUAUGCAUUCAGAGGUUCUAAACAAAUAAAACCGUUUUAAGCCUUUCAUCUGAAGGGUAGUUAGAACAACUGGUACAUCUUUUGAAACAUGUUAGUACAUCUCUUGAUUUUUACUUUUUUUGUCAUUUCAUAUCCAUUAAAUAUAUAACGAAC